Polypterus senegalus (gray bichir) is the source of this 1572-nucleotide messenger RNA. RefSeq names its product KIAA1143 ortholog. The annotation marks the transcript as partial. Lineage: Eukaryota; Metazoa; Chordata; Cladistia; Polypteriformes; Polypteridae. The transcript is spliced from 3 exons. The record is from RefSeq and is a predicted model, not a curated record.
CACUGGGAGCGCGCCACUCGAGCGUCUCGGGAUCGACUUAGCGACACGGUCGGUGUUCUUCGGUCCUUUUAUUUGAUCCAAAUGAGUCAGAAGAAGAAUCAAGUUUCGUGGGUGAAGCCCGCCGAGCCGUCCUUUUUACGGAAGUUUAAAAAUGAUGUCGGCUACAAAGAAGGUCCAACGGUAGAGACAAAGAGGCAGACGAUUUCUGCCCCAGCUGAUGACAGUGGCGACAGUGACCAUGAAGAUGAACAGCCUCAGGUGGUAGUUCUGAAAAAGGGAGAUCUGAGUGCCGAGGAGGUGAUGGCCAUUAAGCAGGAAAUCAAAAAAGGCUCAGACCAAGAGGACCCAACUCCUGCAGGAGGUAAGAUUAUGUUCAAGAAGCCAGAAAAGCGCUCCUCGGACACCAAGUUUCAAGGCAUUUCUGCGAGCUCCAUUAAGAAGAAGAAAGAGGAGAAGGACAACAGUCACCCCAGAAAGGAAAGCAGUCAGAAGAGCGUCAAGAACAGCAGCCUGCUGUCAUUUGGGAACGACGACGAGGAGGAGGAUGAAGACUAAGUUUUAAAUGAAUGGACAUGGGAAUGCUUUGAUGUGUGCACCUUUCAGAUUUGUGAAGUUUGUGUCUUUCUCAGAUAAGGACCCCCCAUACCCCCCCUUGGUCUUUUGUGCUGGGCACAGACAAUGAAGUGUAACUGGCAGGCCAGUGGUCUUUGUGAGCCCCUUGUAGUAGGAGUAGGUUUACUACUGCAGUGAUCUCUUUUUUGCUGUUUUCUACUGUGCAGUUUCCUUUGCCUGUUGAGUGGCAUUUGCUCCCCAUUAUCAUGGCACAGCACCUGGGUACUGUCAGCUGGCACAUUUAGGAGGCUGAUUGGCUAAAGCAGGGUUACAUCUUUAAAAAAAACUGUAAACUCUGACAAGAACAAGCCAUCGAGCCCAAGACACCGUAGCAAGUCCUGUUUAGUUAAUGUUUCUGAAACUAGUAAGCUCCGCUCUGAAAGCUUUCACCACGCUUGGCCUUUGGCACAGCGCACGAUCCUAGUGAAGAACACGGUCAGCAAAGCAGAUGGCUCAGUGCUAACAUCUCUGGCAGUGCGACUCCACGAGCUGCUCGUGCAGACGGCUGUUAGAAGGACCACAGUGGUCUUAAGAACCCCGACCUGAGUGGGCACACCAAACGCUUACCAGCAGACCUCCCGGGUGGUCACUGACCUCGGACCAAAGCCUGGGGAUCAUCGGAGGCCGAGACCUGGCAGUGAGUGGACGUGUGGAACGCGUGUGAGUGUAGCGAAGUCCUUCACGAGCUCUCCUUGAAUCUCCUCAGACUUGACGAGCAGCACGUGGGUGGACUUGUAAGAAAGAAGGAGCUUUGGGAAAGAUGACCGCUAAGAAACCCCUAACUGUGAAUUCAGCAGACAUGUUCAGUGUCACCUUUGGCUCACCCUGCAUGAUUUUUGUAAUUAGCAGUAAACUCUUACCAUUAUGUUUCUUAAAAGAGAGCAGUUGAGUUAUUUCGAAAGACUGAGAAUGUCAUUCCUAGAAAUGAAGCUGGCAAUAAAAUCAAAGACUUUCCUCCAA